AUGCGCAAGCCCUUCGCCUUCAACAAUCUCUUCAUUAACACCAAAUCCAAAUUCUACAAUCUCUGCAAACCCAUGAGCAAGACGUUGCCAGACUUCACCACCUCGCCCGUGGUUAUGCUGGGCAUCACCUAUCGCUCGUCCCCGCGUGUCAGUGCCAAGGGAAAGUCCACCACCGCUAGACGGCAGCCACAGCCACAGCCACAACGCACACAGCAAGCGGCGAAGCCACAGCUCUACACCUUUUUCAACAAGCUGUCUGUCAUCCCCUGGACGGAGGAGAUUCAGGCCGAACCAUCUCCACCAGCAGCCAGCACCGAGAUCCUGCCCGCCCACAUCCGCUCCUUCCUCACAGAUUUCAGAUCGCGCAUGUGGCUGACCUACCGCAGCAACUUCCCGGCAAUCGGGGAAACGAAUCUGGUGACGGACAUGGGCUGGGGCUGCAUGCUUCGUACCGGUCAAAUGCUCCUCGCACAGGCCCUCAUCACCCACUACCUCGGCCGCGAUUGGCGCAUUCAAGCGGAGGAGAACAUGAUGACCUACCGAGAGCUGCUGCGAUGGUUCGCCGACGAGCCGUCGUCUCGCUCGCCCUAUUCCAUCCACGCCAUCGCCCGCAUUGGGCUCCGCAAGUUUAACAAACAGAUCGGCGACUGGUUCGAGCCGACCACCAUCUCCGAAGCGCUCAGGUUAUUGGUGACGGAGCAUUCGCCGAACGGUCUGAAGAUGUAUGUGCCCAAGGACGGCAUCAUCUACCGAAAGGAGGUGUAUCAGCUGUGCGCGGUCCAGCCUGCCGACGGCCCCGCGCAACACUCGCCGCUGCGGGUCGACGACGACGGCGGCGACACCGAUCACGACGGCGACACCGACGGCCUGGAGAGCUCCACCGACAGCAUGCGGCACUCGCACGGCAACCCGGGAGUGCCCUCCACCAUCGAGGCGGGCGACUAUUCGAGUUCCCACGCCGAGCUCAUGUCGUCCGCCGAAUCCGAGUGCGAGUCGCUCGACGACAACUUUACCGAACUGACGUGGCAUCCAGUCAUCAUUUUGGUGCCGGUGAGGCUUGGGAUCCAAUGCCUCAACCCAAUUUACAUUCCCACUCUCAAGGCCUUCUUCUCCUUCCCCCAAUGCCUGGGCGUCAUCGGCGGCAAGCCCCACUCCUCCUUCUACUUCGUGGGCUAUCAGGACAACAAAGUGCUGUACAUGGACCCCCACUUUGUUCAGCCGACGGUGAAGAUGGACGACGACCCUCUGUUCCCCAUCGAGUCGUAUCGGAUGGAGAUUCCCCAGGCCAUGUCGUUCGACGACAUCGACCCCUCGCUCGCGCUGGGAUUCCUGUGUUCCUCGCAGGCCGAGUUUGACGACUUUUGCCUCAACGCCGUCGCGAAAACAGUGUACAAAGGCUCUUCAUCCUCCUCCUCUUCAUCUUCCUCGUCUUCCCCCUCUUCCUCGACCUCCUCUCCAUCCACCUCUCGGAGCGGAUCCGACUCCUGCUCCGUCCUCCUGGACGAGGACGACGAGGAGUACGUGCUCGUUUGA
Messenger RNA from Acanthamoeba castellanii str. Neff, 1533 nucleotides. Its product is annotated as autophagy protein 4, putative. Gene Ontology annotation, molecular function: protein-phosphatidylethanolamide deconjugating activity. The record is from RefSeq and is a predicted model, not a curated record. The transcript is spliced from 10 exons. NCBI's taxonomy places the organism in Eukaryota, Discosea, Longamoebia, Acanthamoebidae. Bases 1 to 1533 code for a protein of 510 amino acids.